Molecule: messenger RNA, 1320 nt
Organism: Ylistrum balloti
Lineage: Eukaryota; Metazoa; Mollusca; Bivalvia; Pectinida; Pectinidae
Exons: 2
Coding region: 1-1320 (439 amino acids)
Source: RefSeq, a predicted model, not a curated record
AUGGCUACGUCCAUUCAUGGUAUCGAUCCAGCAGCUGAAACAACGUUUCCAUAUAUGGAAAAGGAGAUGAAUGAAACUAAUUCUAUUAUACCAUGGCAACCGUUUCUUACGUCGAUGCCGCACCUACUACGACACCGUGACGUCACAGAAUUGCUGCUAGUGAACGUAAGUCUUAACACUAACGUCUUCACACAGCUCACAACCAGUCUUAACACUAACGUCUCCACACAGCUCACAGACAGUCUUAACACUAACGUCCCCACACAGCUCACAAACAAUGUGACCGUACAAAGUCUUAACACUGACGUCUCCAAAAAGUUCAACGACAGUCUUUUCACUAACGUCUCCACACAGCUCACAGACAGUCUUAACACUAACGUCUCCACACAGCUCACAGACAGUCUUAACACUGAUGUCUCCACACAGCCCACCGACAGUCUUAACACUGACGUCUCCACACAGCCCACCGACAGUCUUAACACUAACGUCUCCACACAGCUCACCGCCAGUCUUAACACUAACGUCUCCACACAGUUCACCGACAGUCUUAACACUGACGUCUCCACACAUCUCAAAGACAGUGUGAACGUACUCAGUCUUAACACUGACGUCUCCACACAGCUCACCAACAGUCUGAAUACUAACUUCUCCACUCCGCUCAUAAACACUGUGAACGUACUCAGUCUUAACACUUACGUCUCCACACAGCUCACCAACAGUCUGAAUACUAACUUCUCCACUCCGCUCAUAAACGCUGUGAACGUACUCAGUCUUAACACUUACGUCUCCACACAGCUCACCAACAGUCUGAAUACUAACUUCUCCACUCCGCUCACAAACAGUGGGAACGUACACAGUCUUAACACUAACGUCUCCACACAGUUCACAGACAGUCUGACCGUACACAGUCUUAAUACCGACGUCUCCACACAGCUCACAAACAGUGUGAACGUACACAGACUUAACUCUGAAGUCUCCACACAGCUGCUCACUGACAGUGUUAACACUGACGUCUCCAGACAACUCACAAACAGAGUGAACUUACUCAGUCUUAACACUGACGUCUUCACACAGCUUACGAACAGUAUGAACGUAUUCUGUCUUAGAAUUGACGCUUCAACACAGCUCACAGACAGCCUUUACACUGACGUCUCCACACAGCUCACAGACAGUCUUAACACUAACGUCUCCACACAGCUCACAGACAGUCUAAACACUGAUGUCUCCACACAGCUCACAAACAGUAUGAACGUAUUCCGUCUUAGAACUGACGCUUCAACACAGCUUUCAGACAGCCUUAACAAUGACGUAUCCACAUAG